Colletotrichum paranaense is the source of this 444-nucleotide messenger RNA. RefSeq lists its product as uncharacterized. The record is from RefSeq and is a predicted model, not a curated record. Lineage: Eukaryota; Fungi; Ascomycota; Sordariomycetes; Glomerellales; Glomerellaceae. The coding region runs from base 1 to 444 and encodes 147 amino acids. The transcript is spliced from 2 exons.
AUGGCGAGCGCCAACGGUGCGUUUCGGCGUUUCUUCUCCCUCAAAGCUUGCGCUUGCACUAGCAAGAGCAGCUUGGCUGGGAGUCAAAAUUUUCUCCCGGCGUCGGCCUCACCCCCAGUGAUUGGACGGAGGGCGGUACCUCACAGGCUCAUCCUGGACGCCUCACGGGUGAAGCCCAACCGUAAAAGAUACUCCUUUUGUGGAUCCCGACAUUACGGUUACGGCGCUGCGGUCGCACCCAUCUCGGCCAUCUCAGACACUGGAACCUCGGACGUCGGCUCAAUGGAGCGAACCUGCCUGCCAUUGGCAGAUGAAUUGCCACGUCCGUCGGCCGUCGGUAGGGCCAAGCUGUCCUGCAACGAGAACACUACAGCGUCCCUCGGAGCGCUGCCAGUGCAAGUGCACGCCAGCCAGGUUUCUGGGUGCUGCCGGGAUCUCACGUAA